UUUGGAUUCAGCGUGCGGAUUAGGGCAAUUACUGGAGUUAAUCUAUCAUAAUGUCUGCUUUCCGAUCGACUUGUAGUCAAAUGAGUUAAGUUAGGGGCUGAGGAGGUCUGAGUCCGCCGGGUGCGAGAAGUGGCUGUUUAAAUGAAUCCCAACUAGAAGAAAGCAAGAAAAAAAAAAAAAAAAAAAAAAAGACUUUCAUUUCACAGCAGAGCAGGACCUGGGGAAGCUGAUCGGUGGACAUCAUGUACAGAUUGGCAGAUUUCACACUCAGAAAGCCACUGAGUGCCUUUGAUUUCGGAUUACUGUGACACACAGGACGUGUUUUCAAGGGGGAGAUUUUUUUUUUUAAUUUUUUUUUUUUAAGGAGUCCGCUUCCUCUCGCUCCUGUUCGCUGUCCUCCGGGUUCCAGCGGGACUCCAGAGUCGCGGAGAGCCCAUGCAGUCGCCAAGGGAGAGGAGUGAAGUGCGACCCCGAGCUGGAUGGAUGGUUAUGGGGAAAAGAGGAAGACCCUCGGCGCUUGAAGUGUGCAGAGUCCUCGCCGUGUUUCUCUCACUCUUCCCCUCCGUGAGUCUGCAGUGCAAGAUCCUCAAGUGUAACUCGGAAUUUUGGGCCUCCACCUCAAAUUCUGGAACGGAGGAGGAGCUUUGCACGGCGCUGCGAGCGUACAACAGUUGCGUACGCCGGACUGCACGCACCUGCCGGGGCGACUUGGCGUACCACUCCGCCCAGCAUGGCAUAGAGGAUCUAAUGAGCCAACACAACUGCUCCAAGGAGGGGCCGACAUCCCAACCACGUGCCCGGACCCCACUUCCUCCGCCAACCCCUCCACACCCGUCCGACAGACAGGUACACUCUGAUAGCCCGGAAUUGUGCAACUAUGAGCGCAGUCUUCCACGCAACACGUCGCCGCCCAACUACACCCACUGUGGCUUCUUCGGAGACCCGCACCUCCGAACCUUUGGAGACGACUUCCAGACGUGUAAGGUGGAAGGAGCCUGGCCACUUAUCCACAACAAAUACCUGUCUGUCCAGGUGACCAACACUCCUGUGGUGCAGGGGUCUUUGGCCACCGCCACAACCAAGUUGACCAUCAUCUUUAAGAAUUUCCAGGAAUGUGUGGACCAAAAGAUGUACCACGCAGAGACAGAUGAACUGCCGGCUGCAUUCGCAGAUGGCUCCAAGAACGGAGGGGAUUGGCACAGAGCGAACACCCUGCGCGUGGUGGAGAAGGUUCCUGGGCAGCAUGUGGAGAUUCAGGCCAAGUACAUUGGAACAACCAUAGUGGUCCGGCAGGUGGGCCGCUACCUGACCUUUGCAGUGCGGAUGCCGGAGGAAGUUGUGAACUCCGUGGAGGAAGGCGAUAACCAGGACUUGUACCUGUGUCUUCACGGCUGUCCUGCCAACCAGCGCAUCGACUUCAGGAACUUCAGGGCUCGAACAGCAGAGGCCCACGGCACAGGCAGGACCAGGAGCGGCACCGGGGCACAUGGCUUUACCUACCAAUCUGCAGAGGCCAAAUGCAAAGAGCGACUCCCAGUGGAGGAUGUGUAUUUUCACUCCUGCGUAUUUGACCUCCUCUCCUCGGGGGACAUUAACUUCACCAUGGCAGCCUAUUACGCCUUUGAGGAUGUAAAAAUGCUCCACUCAAACAGCAACAGAUACCACAUCUUUGAAAAGGGUGCUUUUAUGAAUAAUGCAGCACAGAGGGGCAAAGAUUUACUCUCUCUCUUCCUCAUCAACCUCCUCGCUGUCUUAUUGUGGAUUGAGUGUUGCACAGUUCAUCUAUAGUCCCUUUACAACAACAUCCUCAUGGCGCAUCUGUCAGUGAGUGCUAGAGUACCAUCGCUGUGGUCUGCAUGGGCUCCUCUCUUCUGCUCUGAUUCUGUUAGGUGACCCGGAGCUUGCCAAUAGGGUCAUCCCAGCCCUAAGUCUCAUUUUAGUUGUAUUGUCAUGUCUUGACUUCAGUCUAAUGACAAGGGGAUUCCACCUAUCAUCACAUGUGUUUAGCUGGUUCAUAGGACUGGUCUUUGAAGAGAGCAGCGGUGAGAGAGCCCAGCUACCCCAGAGCUCAGGAUAUCCACCUGGGAUUAAAUCCCACAUUCUCACCAGGCCUGCAUGCCUAUGGGAAGCCGGACGAGAUGAUCUUUUGCAGAAAGAGGAGUUUGCUGAUCCUCCCUCCCCUGAUCCCCUCAUUGCUGCCAAGCCAGUGAAGUUCUCUGUGGCUCAUGUGGCAAAGCAAGAGGACCUGACAGGGGCUUUUGUUAACCUAAGGCCAGAAGCAGCUCUAUGUUUGAUUAGUUUCCAGCUUUGGAAAAGCCUGAGCCUUGUGGAGGAAGCACUCAGCCAAAAGGAUGUCAGAGCAGCGUCUCCAGUUGUCUGCUUCGGAGAUUAGUGGUUCAUAUUGUUAGGUUAUAUGUGCUUGCGUGUGUGUGUUUGUACGCGUCUGUGUGUGAGUACGUUAGUAGAAUAUGUGUGCAGAACUCAGCGUCUGUGGUUAAUUUUGUGUGUUUGUGGGUGCAGGCGUUACCAGAAAUGAGAAAUCCGUCCCAAGUCUUUCUGUUGCACCCAAAGAUUCAGAAAUAGACAAGAAGAGAUGCUCCACAGUCUCUUCAGAUGGACUGUGUCCGCCAAGUAGCAAAUCCCAGGAGGGAACUGAUAAAAAUAAUCUCCUUUGAUCUGUACAUCAUUUCCAGUGUCGUACAGCCUUUCCCUCCAUUGUUUGAGCUGACAUGUUGAUCAGACAGUGUUCGUAUUUUAAGUCUGUUAUGUGAAUGUAGCUAAAAUGACAGCAGAAGAACAAACUUAGUUAAGGGCACUUAGAGCGUUUACACGUGUAGAUCAACCAAUCAAACUAUGACACCUCUUUGAGGGCGUUUGGUGAAUUUAACUCUCCAUUUCCAGUAACAGUGGUGUAGAUGCUGUACUAUCUGUAACGACGUCACCUCUCGUCGGUUUAGCAUUUUAUAGACUACCACUGUGCUGACCUGACCGUGGCUUAUUGAGUAAAUGAUAAGCAUAUGUCUGUAGACGUGUUUUCAUGGCUUAAGUCAUUGCCAAAGAACAAGCCCUUGUGCCAACAUUUCCUCAACAACUGAAUUUUCAUCUUUCAGUCUUAAACAAUUCACAUUAGUGGGAUUCUUUCUUGUAUAUAACUUGUGUUUGUGGGUCGAUUUUGCAGUACGCAUUAAAAUUCCAGUAACACACUGUAAAAGCAGCAUUUGUCUCUCUUUUUCUUUUCUUUUUUUUUUUAGCAGUCUCACCAUUUUGCUUUUCUUGUGUUUCAUGAUAACACUCCUCAUUACGAGGUUUCCUUUUGAACUUUGGCUCUCAGUUGCAGUAUCUGCUAAAGUGUAAGUCAUCCCUGUAGAUACUGUUACUACUUGGGCACAGUUUGACAGUCAUUUAUCCUUUACACUGAAGUAUUUGGCAGGCCUUACUACUGCUAUUUGGAGUAUGUAUUGGUGGAGUUUGACAGCAACAAAAGAGAAAAAAAAAUCAUACAAAGAAAUGAUUGUAAUGUUGAAUCUUGUGUUAAUAGAUGUAAUUUGUAUUGUGAGUUUUACAGUAUAUGGUUCUACAUGUGUAAUGUGAGAUUGUACAUAUGUUUUGUGAGUUGUUGAGUUUGAAUUUGUAUAUUACCAGUUGUGUUUUGAAUUUAUCACUCCAGUUUUUGUACAUCAGAUGCUUUGGUGAAUGUGAACCUUUUUUUAUUUGAAAAGGGAUUUUUUGCAAAAACAUGAACGACACAGAACAAAGUAUCCAAAAACAGCACACACACUUAGUCUUUGUAGAUAUGUUGGUUGUCAUCACUUUUUGCAUACUUGGGCGUAGAUGAAGUAAAACACCCUGAAUGCAGCCCACCUUCUCUAGGAAAGGGAAUGUAGAAAGUGUUCUGGGGCGUUCAUGUUUUUGAGUUUAAAGCACUUUAUGUUUUCUCUUUCAUUUAGCUCUUUUUUUUGUUUGAAAUUCUGUGUUAGAUUUGUAAUGGUUAAAAAGAAUUAAAAAAAACAUAGCUGAAUGGGAAAUGCCAGAAAGAUCAAACUGUGUUUGUAUGUAAAGCAAAUGUGGUGCCACACGCCAGCUGUUUAUAAUGUAAAUUAUUUAUUGAAUAAAAGAAAAUGUCUUGUUAAUGAGGUGCCCUCCUGUCUCAUUUGCUGCUGUUGUGAGCAUUUUUUGAAAAAUUAUCAUGUGUUUUGUCUCGCCAUAAGUCGCUGGUGUUUGACUGCCCCCUGCUGUAGAGUUGUUGAGAUGGAUGUGAGCAGUUGUCAAAACUUCUAAUAAACGGUCUUGAAUGGU
Molecule: messenger RNA, 4296 nt
Organism: Xiphias gladius (swordfish)
Lineage: Eukaryota; Metazoa; Chordata; Actinopteri; Istiophoriformes; Xiphiidae
Gene: rgma
Product: repulsive guidance molecule BMP co-receptor a
Exons: 4
Coding region: 436-1788 (450 amino acids)
Biological process (GO): BMP signaling pathway
Cellular component (GO): plasma membrane
Molecular function (GO): coreceptor activity
Source: RefSeq, a predicted model, not a curated record